UGCUUUGAAUAAACAAAACGAGGUAAAAACAUUUUUGUUUCUUGUAUAAUUUUGCGUAUUAUUACAGUUUAAUUAACUUUUAAUUAUAAAAAAAAUUUAGAUCUAUGUUAUAAUAAUAUCAAUUAAAUUAGUUUUUUUAGAUAAAUUAAUAAAAAAAAGAUUAUUUAAUAUUCUACGUGAUUUAGAAUAACACAUACCAGCAAAAUGAAGAAUCAAUUGCUAGUUUCUAUAAAACGCAGUACACGAUUAGCCUCUGUUCGUUUGGCUUCUAGUUCAACAACUAAAUUUGAUUGGGAAGACGCACUAAACUUAGAUAAAAGUCUUACAUCGGAAGAAGUUCUACUAAAAAAUACGUUUCGAGACUUUUGUCAAAAAGCUUUGUUACCUAGAAUACUAAAAUCUAAUCGUAAUGCUGUUUAUGAAAGAGAAGUUCUCAAAGACAUGGCUUCUAUGGGAGCUCUCGGUUGUACGAUUGGAGCCUAUGGUUGUACCAAAGUUUCUGAAGUUGGAUAUGGUUUAAUUGCUAGAGAAGUUGAACGUGUCGAUAGUGCUUACAGAUCGGCCUUAAGUGUCCAAUCAUCUUUAGUAAUGCAUGCAAUUAACGCCUAUGGUACAAAUGAGCAAAAGGAACAGUAUCUACCAAGGUUAGCUACCGCCGAAUUAGUGGGAAGUUUUGGGCUUACUGAACCUAAUGCCGGUAGUGAUCCUGGAAUAAUGGAAACUAAAGCUAUAUAUAAAUCAGAUAAAAAAUCUUAUGUACUCAAUGGAACCAAAACUUGGAUUACUAAUGCGCCUAUUGCCGAUGUAUUUAUAAUUUGGGCUAAGUGCGAAGACAAGCGUAUUAGAGGAUUUAUAAUUGAUAGAGAAAUGUCAGGAAUAUCAACUGCUGCAAUACCUGGCAAAAUGUCAUUAAGAGCAUCAAGUACUGGUACUAUAUUUAUGGAUAACUGCAUUGUCCCUGAAAGUAAUCUUUUGUCGUCUGUUGAAGGUUUAGCAGGUCCUUUUGGAUGUUUAAACCACGCUCGGUAUGGAAUCGCUUGGGGAUCACUUGGUGCAGCCGAAGCCUGUUUAUCAAUUAGCCGAUCAUAUUGUUUAGAUCGUAUUCAGUUUGGCAAACCUCUAGCUGGCACUCAACUUAUACAAAAGAAGCUCGCUGACAUGGUUACAGAAAUAUCCAUCGGGUUGGCAGCGUGUUUACAAGUUGGACGUUUAAAAGACCAAGGACUUGCAUCGCCGGAGAUGAUAUCAUUGAUUAAAAGGAAUUCAACCGGCAAAGCUCUUGAAAUCGCCCGAAUGGCUAGAGAUAUGUUAGGUGGUAAUGGUAUAUCUGACGAAUAUCAUAUAAUUAGACAUUUAGUAAAUUUGGAAUCUGUUAUUACAUACGAAGGAACUCAUGACAUUCACGCAUUGAUAUUGGGCAGAGCUAUCACAGGUUUACAAGCAUUUAAAUAAAUUGAACUGUAUUUUACAGUUCUUAAUAUAUUUGUUAACUGAUCAAUUUUUUUAAGGAUUAUUUUUUUAUUCUUAUGUUGUUAUUUUAAUAUAGUUACCAAAUAUAAAUAUACCAUAAAAAUCUUGAUACUUUGAUGAGGACUUAAUCUUAAUAAAUUAUUUAAAAUCACCAA
Molecule: messenger RNA, 1625 nt
Organism: Daktulosphaira vitifoliae (grape phylloxera)
Lineage: Eukaryota; Metazoa; Arthropoda; Insecta; Hemiptera; Phylloxeridae
Product: glutaryl-CoA dehydrogenase, mitochondrial
Exons: 4
Coding region: 205-1452 (415 amino acids)
Biological process (GO): fatty acid beta-oxidation using acyl-CoA dehydrogenase; fatty-acyl-CoA biosynthetic process
Cellular component (GO): mitochondrial inner membrane
Molecular function (GO): fatty-acyl-CoA binding; glutaryl-CoA dehydrogenase activity; flavin adenine dinucleotide binding
Source: RefSeq, a predicted model, not a curated record